Messenger RNA from Panthera uncia (snow leopard), 2490 nucleotides. It is a transcript of the gene CBX4, whose product is annotated as chromobox 4. Gene Ontology annotation, biological process: negative regulation of DNA-templated transcription. Bases 1 to 2406 code for a protein of 801 amino acids. The record is from RefSeq and is a predicted model, not a curated record. The transcript is spliced from 8 exons. Lineage: Eukaryota; Metazoa; Chordata; Mammalia; Carnivora; Felidae.
AUGGGGGCAACCCGGAAGCCAUGUGGUGAGGCCCCGGGGCUCCUGCACCGCACCCCCCAGCACCCCUGGCCGCCACACCUCACUUCCACCCUCCCCGCCCCCUGCGAACAGGAUGGCUACGCCUCCAGGAGACACAUGCACAGACCUGACCUCACGGACGCAGCCCGGAAUUACCCCCAGCUGCCUGCAAACAGCAUCCACUUCGAUGAUAAGCAGUCGCCGGGAGGGGGGCGCCGGCCCCGCCCAGAGAUGCUGCAGGAGGCAUAUCCCACAGACCCCUCGGAGGUACGUCCACCCCGGUCCCCUGACAUCAGCGGCUUCACGCCUGUGACCAGCACAUGUCCAGGGGGGCUCGCCGCGUUCCCGCCCCUGGGGAUCGAUCGGCUGGCUGGCGACGCGCGGCCGCGGCUCCCGAGCCUCCGCCCCCUCCCCCGCUCGGGCUACGCAGGACGCGGCCUCCGAGCAGCGUCCUCGCGGUUCCGGGCCGCGGCCGGGCUCGGCUCCCAGCCAGCCCGGGAGGCGGAGACGCACCGGGCCCUUCCGAUCGCGCCCGCCCCGCCACUCCGGGGUCGUCCCCUCACCCCUCGCGGCGACCCCACCGAGCUCGCAGCCCCGCGGGCGGCGCCCUCGGGAGGCCGCGUGGAGCGCAGCAGCUCCCCCAGCCGGACGCUGGAGCGGCACGCCGAACGCGCCGUCUCGCCGCCGGAGGUGCUAAACUUCACACUCAGCGUCUUCUCAGCCUGCAUAGCUUUCGGUUCAUGGAGACAGAGUGGGGUCUUAUGUCAUUCCCCACCUGGAGGCUGCAAGGCUGGCUCGGUUUUUUUUACGCCGUGUCCCCCUCCCUUUUCCCUUGCAAGAUAUAACACGUGGGAGCCGGAGGAGAACAUCCUGGAUCCCCGGCUGCUGAUCGCCUUCCAGAACAGGGAACGGCAGGAGCAGCUGAUGGGAUAUCGGAAGAGAGGGCCGAAGCCCAAACCGCUGGUGGUGCAGGUACCUACCUUUGCCCGUCGCUCCAACGUGCUGACUGGACUCCAGGACUCCUCCGCAGACAACCGCUCCAAGCUGGAGCUGGGCGCUCAGGGCAAGGGCCAGGGCCACCAGUACGAGCUCAACAGCAAGAAGCACCACCAGUACCAGCCCCACAGCAAGGAGCGAACCGGCAAGCCCCCCCCGCCCGGCAAGAGCGGCAAGUAUUACUACCAGCUCAACAGCAAGAAGCACCACCCCUACCAGCCGGACCCCAAGAUGUACGACCUGCAGUACCAGGGCGGCCACAAGGAGGCGCCCAGCCCCACUUGCCCGGACCUGGGCGCCAAGAGCCACCCGCCGGACAAGUGGGCCCACGGCGCGGGGGCCAAGGGCUACCUGGGAGCCGUGAAGCCCUUGGCCGGUGCGGCCGGGGCCCCAGGCAAGGGCUCCGAGAAGGGCCCCCCCAACGGGAUGACGCCGGCCCCCAAAGAGGCGGUGACGGGCAACGGGAUUGGGGGCAAGAUGAAGAUCGUCAAGAACAAGAACAAGAAUGGACGCAUCGUGAUCGUGAUGAGCAAAUACAUGGAGAACGGCAUGCAGGCGGUGAAGAUCAAGUCUGGCGAGGCGGCCGAGGGCGAGGCGCGCUCCCCCAGCCACAAGAAGCGGGCCGCCGAGGAGCGCCACUCUCCGGCCGACAGGACUUUCAAAAAGGCAGCGGGGACCGACGAGAAGAAGGCGGAAGCACCAUCCAAGAGGAGGGAGGAGGAGGCGCCGGGGGCUGGCGACCCGCAGCCCCAGGACGCCGGCUCCCGCAAGCUCUCCCCCACCAAGGAGGCCUUCGGCGAGCAGCCGCUACAGCUCACCACCAAGCCCGACCUGCUGGCCUGGGACCCGGCCCGGAGCUCCCACCCGCCCUCCCACCACCACCACCACCACCACCACCAUCACCACCACCACCACUCGGUCGGCCUCAAUCUCUCCCACGCGCGCAAGCGCUGCCUCUCCGAGACCCACGGCGAGCGCGAGCCCUGCAAAAAGCGCCUCACGGCGCGCAGCAUCAGCACCCCCACCUGCCUGGGGGGCAGCCCGGCCGCCGAGCACCCCACCGACGUGCCCCCCACCGCCGCCCUCCCGCAGCCCGAGGUCAUCCUGCUGGACUCGGAUCUGGACGAGCCCAUAGACUUGCGCUGCGUCAAGACGCGCGGCGAGGCCGGAGAGCCCCCAAGCGCCCUCCAAGUGAAGCCCGAGGCGCCCGCGACGGCGUCGGCGGUGGCGGCCGCCGCGCCGGUGACGGCGGCCGAGAAGCCUCCAGCCGAGGCCCAGGACGAGCCCGAGGAGCCGCUGAGCGAGUUCAAGCCCUUCUUUGGGAAUAUAAUUAUCACCGACGUCACCGCGAACUGCCUCACCGUCACGUUCAAGGAGUACGUGACGGUGUAGCCAGAGGGCUUCGGAAGGGGAAGCGCCAUCCCCGCGGGUGGCUUAGCACCUGGUGCCUAGGGGCGGACUCCUCCUCUCUCGCCA